Pungitius pungitius (ninespine stickleback) is the source of this 1610-nucleotide messenger RNA. RefSeq names its product ADP-ribosylation factor-like 4aa (gene arl4aa). Gene Ontology annotation, molecular function: GTPase activity; GTP binding. The record is from RefSeq and is a predicted model, not a curated record. The transcript is spliced from 2 exons. Lineage: Eukaryota; Metazoa; Chordata; Actinopteri; Perciformes; Gasterosteidae. Bases 283 to 885 code for a protein of 200 amino acids. Gene Ontology annotation, biological process: vesicle-mediated transport; intracellular protein transport. Gene Ontology annotation, cellular component: cytoplasm; plasma membrane.
UGAACGCGCCAAUCGGAGGCGGCGUGUGGGCGUCGAUCCUCACCGACUGCGGUGUCGGCGGCGGCGGCGGCAGAGGAGCCAGGACACACCGGGACACCGCGGACCGACAGGCAGGUCUCCCCGCCACCUAGGAGGAGAAGGGCUUCACCACCGUCGUACAGAUAAAAAAAAAAAAAUACAACAACAACAAACGUGAUCGCCGCGGUCGUUUAUUGGAACCCAAGCAGAGCUUUGAGCGCCGGAGCGGAAUUUGGACGCCGUCCCCUCCCCCCCGGAGGAAAGAUGGGGAAUGGACUGUCCGAACAACCCCGCCUCCUCUCCAACGUCUCGUUCUUCCAGUCGUUUCACAUCGCCAUCCUGGGCCUGGACUCGGCGGGCAAGACCACCGUCCUCUACAGGCUGCAGUUCAACGAGUUCGUGAACACGGUGCCCACCCGGGGCUUCAACGCCGAGAGGGUGAAGGUGUCCCUGGGCGGCCGCCGCACGGUCACCUUCCACUUCUGGGACGUGGGCGGCCAGGAGAAGCUCCGCCCCCUCUGGAAGUCGUACACGCGGCGCGCGGACGGCAUCGUCUUCGUGGUGGACUCGGUGGACGCGGAGCGCAUGGAGGAGGCCAAGACGGAGCUCCACAAAAUCGCCAAGACCUCCGAAAACCAAGGGGUGCCCCUGCUGGUGGUGGCCAACAAGCAGGACCUGAGGAACUCCUUGGGGCUGGCGGAGAUCGAGAAGCUGCUGGCGCUGAAGGAACUGGGGCCCGCCACCCCCUGGCACCUGCAGUCCACCUGCGCCAUCAUCGGCGACGGGCUCAGGGAGGGCCUGGACCGACUCCACGACAUGAUCCUGAAGAGGAGGAGGGCGCUGCGGCAGCAGAGCAAGAAGAGAUAGGCGAGGGUACGACGAAGACUCUCCGGCUGUUACAAGUGAAGGAUGCUGUAAUCCGGGGUGGAUUACUGACACUGCUGCAGGUUCAAAAUGCUGAGUUUUAUCAGUCCCCCCCCCCCCCCCCCCCCCCCGGUCCGGGGUCUCGUGGUGACGCUGUCGAUCAAGAAGUGACGGUUUAGAGGAAUACAGUACGAAGAUGCGAAAGGUUCGGACAUGUUGCGCGACGAAGAGCUUCGUGUGGAUUACGUGGCGGCGCGCCGGGGGGGGUGCGGGGGGGGGGGUUCCGGUGUUGCGGGAGGGCGAGAGAGAAGUGAAGGAUGUUUCAUGAACGGAUGUUCCAAACAACAUUACCAAAAAAGUAAUUUAAGAAAACUAGUUGAAGGUUUAUUUGGUUAAUGAGUGAACGUUGUCGCACCCGAGGAGCAAACUAAUCUUUUCACAGUGCCGUACUUUAUUAUGUGUAGUUCAUUUUAUUUUAUUUUUUUUACACUGGACUUUCUCCUUUUUGAAGGAAAAGUAUUAUCGUGCGUUAUUGCAUUACUACCCAUUUGCUUGCUGUCUCAUACAUCAAAUCUGUUUUUCAAAGCACUUUAGAAAAUCUCUUCUUAUGAAGUUUACAGUUUCUAAACAAAAUAGAGCAUAUUGUGUGUGGAUUUUACAGAAAUCUUUGGGAAAGAUACACAUGUCAUUAGACAGGUUAUGCCUAAUAAAACAUAUUUAGCAAUGUC